AUGAAUGAAAUUAAUCAGCAAUUGUUGUCGGCUGAAGCAGAUGCUGUUAAAAGAAGCACUGAGCUUGAAAAUACGUUAAAACAGGAAUUAGGAAUUGAUCCAAUACCUGUAAAAUCAUGUACGGAAAAGGCUGCAGACGUUGAUGAAAUGAAGCAUGUAAGUUUUGAACCACAAUUUCAGAAUCAUUUGUUGGAUACGUCCCACUUGCAUUCUUCAGCUGUAAACAUAGGACAGACCUUUGGAAACAGUAAUGCCCUUAAAGUAAUCGAUAGUUUAGGGCAUUCUGCAGCAGCCUAUCAAGCAGCUAAGGAUAGAUUAGAAAGGAAAUACGGAGGCCACCGUCGAAAAAUGGCUAUCUAUCUUGAACAACUUGAACAGUUUCGGACAAUGCGUCCGGGAAAUGCAGGGGAUAUCGAUAAAUUUGCUGAUUUGUUGGAUGUUACUGUUAUAAAUUUGAAUGAGUCUGGCAACGAAGAUGAAUUAAGAUCAGGAUCAUUAUACAAUUUAUUACAAAGAAAAAUGCCUGAAAACAUGUUGUCAAGAUACUAUAGAUGGGUGUAUGAGACAAAGGUAAAUGAAUCGGUUGAAUCUCUUCGAAUAUGGAUAAAUAAAGAAGCCGAAUUUCAAACAAUAGCACAUGAAACAAUUACAGGAAUUAUGACUGAAAACAAACCAGGAAAUAAUACGUCCAGAAAACAAGAAAAAACACGAACGAUGUUUUCUAACUCAAGCAGCUACAGAGUAUGUACAUUAUGUAAUGCAAAUCAUGGAAUAUGGGCAUGUGACCAGUUUAAAGAAAUGAAUAUUAAACAACGAUGGGAUUUUGCAAAAACAAAGAAUUUAUGCUAUCGAUGUUUAGGGGCUAAUCAUAGAGGACGGGAUUGUACACGAAGCAGAGUUUGUGGACUAAGCGGAUUACCAGUCAUCUUAAAAAAUGGAUUGAAAAAAAUAACUGUUAAUGCGCUACUUGAUGAUGGAAGUUCUCAGACGUACAUCAAUUCGGAUAUUGCUGGUGAGCUAGGGCUCCAAGGGAAGUUCGAAAAAAUAAAAGUUAACGUUCUCAAUGGAAAAAUUGAUGUGUUUGAUACUAUGCCUGUGUGUGUAGGAUUGGAAAGCAUUGAUGGUAAAGUUAACAUGAAAGUGAAUGCAUUAACAACGGAUAAAGUCACUGGUGAUAUGCAUGUUACCAAUUGGAACACUGUAAAAUCUAAGUGGAAACACCUUGAGGACAUCGAUUUUCCCAGCUAUAGAUCAAAACAAAUUAUAGAUAUUUUGAUCGGAUUAGAUUUACACUUUUCGAUUAACGAAGUAAGAGGAGGUAUCGGUGAACCUAUUGCUAGGUUAACACCACUUGGAUGGACUUGUAUCGGAAAUCCAAAUAGUCAACAACAAACAGCACAUGCAGUUAACUUUGCUAGAACAUAUCAUAGUUGUGCUCGUAGAGGAGCAGAACUUGAUAAAUUGGAUAGUAAGCUUAAGCAAUUCUGGGAGAUCGAACAUUACGGAAUUAAAAAUGAGGUACCUGUAUUUACACAAGAUGAAAAAUUAGCAGUAAACAAAGUUGAAAUAGGUAUUAAGCUUGUAAACGGCCGAUACCAAGUACCAAUUCCAUGGAAAGCUGAACGAGAAACGUUACCAGAAAAUUAUGACAUGGCAGUUCGUAGACUGGAGUGUGCUGAGAAACGUUUAAGAAAUCCGGACAUAGCAGCAUCAUACUCUCCAACAAUUGACCAAUAUGUACAGAAAGGAUAUAUUCGAAAGAUUACUGAACAUGAAAAACAACCAAUGGGAAAAUGGUAUUUACCUCAUUUUGCUAUUGUUAAACCAGACAGGUCUACAACAAAGACUCGGAUAGUCUUCGAUGCUUCAGCAAGGAAGAAUGAUGUUUGCCUCCAACUAUCAUGUGAAAUGUACCUGCGGAUAGAAAUUGAUCCUGACGACAGACCAUAUAGAUUUUUGUGGAGAGAAUUGGAUUUAACUAAACGUCCAGAUGAAUACGAAUUUAACAAGAUUGUUUUUGGAGUAAAUGCUUCACCAUUUCUAGCACAAUUUGUGUCACAAAUACACGCUCGCAAGUUUGCUGCAGAGUUUCCCUUAGCUUCAGAAACUGUGCUGAAAUCAACCUACAUGGAUGAUAGUAUGGACUCUGUAAAAAAUUAUGUAGAGGAACUGGAGCUAUAUAGACAGCUGUCUGGACUUUGGAGUAGAGCUGGUAUGUAUGCUAGAAAAUGGUUGUCAAAUUCAACAAAAGUAUUACAUAGCAUCCUUUUAAAAGACAGAUCUUCUGAGAUUAUUUUGGAAAGCAAUCCCUUACCAACGAUAAAAACUUUAGGCAUACUAUGGGUUGCUGAAGAAGAUGUUUUCAUAUUUCGUUGUACUCCACCAUUAGCAGAUUUUAAAAUGACCAAACGAAAUAUACUAAGUAAAAUUGCCACAGUAUUUGAUCCAUUAGGAUUUCUAUCGCCGUACAUCAUCAGAGCAAAAGUGUUGAUACAGGAGAUGUGGGCUGCUGGAAUUGAUUGGGAUGACAACUUAGAUGACAAUAUGGAAUUAAGAGUCAACAGAUGGUUUGAAGAACUAAAUCAUAAAGGUACCAAGAUGUCUACAGGUAUACCACAAUAA
This is a messenger RNA of Anneissia japonica, 2622 nucleotides long. RefSeq lists its product as uncharacterized. The transcript is spliced from 4 exons. The record is from RefSeq and is a predicted model, not a curated record. The coding region runs from base 1 to 2622 and encodes 873 amino acids. NCBI's taxonomy places the organism in Eukaryota, Metazoa, Echinodermata, Crinoidea, Comatulida, Comatulidae.